Molecule: messenger RNA, 937 nt
Organism: Egretta garzetta (little egret)
Lineage: Eukaryota; Metazoa; Chordata; Aves; Pelecaniformes; Ardeidae
Product: caldesmon, smooth muscle
Exons: 9
Biological process (GO): actin filament bundle assembly; muscle contraction; angiogenesis
Cellular component (GO): actin cytoskeleton
Molecular function (GO): calmodulin binding; actin binding; myosin binding
Source: RefSeq, a predicted model, not a curated record
CCGCUCCAAUUUGAAAGGGACCACAAAUGCCGAGGAAGCAAAGCUGGGGUCUCAGGUCGAGGUUGGGAAACGGCUAGAAGAUCAGCGCCGCCGCCGAGGCGAGAAUGAGGAGUUUGAGAAGCUGAAGGAGAAGCAGCAGGAGGCAGCAGCAGAGCUGGAUGAGCUGAAGAAAAGGCGGGAGGAGCGCCGGAAAAUCCUGGAGGAAGAGGAGCAGAAGAAGAAGCAGGAGGAGGCAGAGAGAAAAGCCAGAGAGGAGGAGGAAAAGAGGAGGAUGAAGGAAGAAAUUGAAAGGAGAAGGGCUGAAGCUGCUGAGAAACGUCAAAAGAUGCCAGAAGAUAGUGUAUCUGAAGACAAGAAGCCAUUUAAGUGUUUCAGUCCUAAGGGUUCAUCUCUCAAGAUAGAGGAGCGAGCAGAAUUUUUGAACAAAUCAGCUCAGAAGAGCGGUAUGAAACCCACCCACACAACGGCAGUUGUCUCAAAGAUUGACAGUAGACUUGAGCAAUACACUAGUGCAAUUGAGGGCACAAGGGCUGCCAGACCAGCUAAGCCAGCAGCUUCCGACCUUCCUGUUCCAGCCGAGGGUGUCCGUAAUAUCAAGAGCAUGUGGGAGAAAGGGAAUGUUUUUUCAUCACCCUCUGGGACAGGAACACCAAAUAAGGAAACUGCUGGACUGAAGGUUGGUGUCUCCAGUCGUAUCAACGAGUGGUUAACCAAGACCCCAGAGAGCAACAAAUCACCUGCUCCAAAACCUUCUGAUUUAAAACCAGGAGAUGUAUCCGGCAAACGUAAUCUCUGGGAGAAACAGUCUUUUGAAAAGUCAUCAUCUUCUUCUUCUAAGGUAUCAGCUAUGGGGAAAAAAUCAGAGACUAAUGGUUUGAGACAAUUUGAGAAAGAACCGUAGAAGGCCACUAAAGACGCUGGACCAAUCAGUUGGGGG